AUGAAGUCUCUUGAUUGGUUUUUGCUACUCUUGAUCAUCGUUUUUACCGUUUUGAGAUCUGUCAAAGCUCAAAAUCAAGCAGGAUUCAUCAGCUUGGAUUGUGGAUUGGUGCCUAAGAACACAACAUACGUGGAGAAGACAACGAAUAUAACAUACAAAUCAGACGCGGAUUACAUCGACAGUGGAUCGGUCGGGAAAAUCAAGGAUGCAUACACGACUCUGUUUCAGCAACAGGUUUGGGCCUUGAGAAGCUUCCCUGAGGGUGAAAGAAACUGCUACAACGUCAACCUCACAGCGAACCGCAAAUAUCUGAUCAGAGGAACCUUUGUGUAUGGAAAUUAUGACGGCUUGAAUCAAUUCCCAAGCUUUGAUCUUCACAUUGGUGCUACCAAAUGGUCUUCUGUCAAAAUACUAGGAGUAACAAAUACUUCGAUGCAUGAGAUCUUCCAUGUUGUAACACAAGAUAGUCUUCAAGUUUGUCUUGUCAAGACAGGACCGACCACACCAUUCAUUUCCUCACUGGAAAUUCGUCCAUUGAACAAUGAUAGUUAUAACACACAAAGCGGAUCAUUGAUGUUGUUCGCCAGAAUAUACUUCCCGUCCCAAUCAUCAUCGUUCAUCAGGUACGAUGAGGACAUACGUGACCGAGCGUGGCUUCCGUUCUCAGAUAAUGAAACCAUGUCGAUAAGCACCGACCUCCCGAUCGGUACAAAUAACUUCUACGAUGUUCCUCAAGCCGUGAUGAAGACUGCUGCUAUACCUGCAAAUGCUAGUAAGCCAUGGUACUUAUGGUGGACUCUUGAUGACGUCUCUGCGCAGUCAUAUGUAUACAUGCAUUUCGCCGAAAUACAGAAUCUAAAAGCCAAUGAUAUCAGAGAAUUCAACAUUACUUACAACGGUGGCUUAAGUUGGUAUGACUAUUUUAGGCCUCCAAAACUCAGCAUUUCAACCAUCUUCCAUUCAAUACCUGUGAAUUCUCCUGAUGGGAAGUAUAACUUCACAUUCACAAUGACGGGUAACUCAACUCUUCCUCCCCUUAUCAACGCCCUAGAGAUUUAUACAGUUGUAGACAUUACACAGCUUGGGACAGAUAAGGGUGAAGUUUCUGCUAUGAUGAACAUCAAGAAGACUUAUGGUUUGAGCAAAAAACUAAGCUGGCAAGGAGAUCCCUGUGCUCCUCAGGUUUACCGGUGGGAAGGUUUAAAUUGCAGUUAUCCGGACUCCGAGCCAUCGCUGAUCAUAUCCUUGAGCCUGAAGGAGAGCGAGUUGACCGGUACCAUAACAUCUGAGAUAUCCAAGCUAACAACUUUGAAAGAGCUAGAUUUAUCAGAUAAUGAUUUAUCAGGAGAGAUUCCAGCGUUUUUCGCUGAUAUGAAGUUGUUGAAACUCAUAAACUUAAGCGGAAACCCAAAGCUUAAUCUCACAGUUCCACACUCUCUUCAGGAAAGGGUAAACAGCAAAUCUUUAACUCUAAUUUUGAACCCGACUCUCAAAGGCGAGGGUAAAAAGGUUCCAGUGAUUGCCAUCGCAGCGUCAAUGGCUGGCGUGUUCGUUCUGCUAGUUAUCUUGGCCAUCUUUUUCGUCGUUAGAAAGAAGAAACCGAAAAGUACUACGGCUCCAGGACCCCAAUCAGUCACUGCCCGUAUAGUUAAGACUGAGACCAUCCAAUCCAAUCCAUCAAUCAUAACAAAGGACCGCAGGAUCACGUAUCCCGAGGUAUUGAAGAUGACUAAUAACUUCGAGAGAGUUCUUGGGAAAGGAGGCUUUGGAACAGUGUAUCAUGGAAACUUGGACGGUACUCAAGUAGCUGUGAAAAUGCUCUCUCAUUCAUCAGCUCAAGGGUAUAAGGAGUUCAAAGCAGAGGUGGAGCUUCUUUUAAGAGUUCACCAUAGACAUUUGGUGGGACUUGUGGGUUACUGUGAUGAUGGAGAUAACUUGGCUUUGAUCUAUGAGUACAUGGCAAAUGGAGACCUGAGGGAGAAUAUGUCAGGAAAACGCGGAGGUAAUGUCUUAACCUGGGAAAACAGGAUGCAAAUAGCUGUAGAGGCAGCACAAGGAUUGGAGUAUCUGCACAAUGGAUGUAGACCUCCUAUGGUCCAUAGAGAUGUGAAAACUACCAACAUCUUAUUGAAUGAGCGGUCUGGAGCAAAACUAGCUGAUUUUGGGCUCUCCAGAUCUUUCCCAAUCGAUGGUGAAUGCCAUGUCUCGACAGUGGUUGCGGGGACACCUGGUUACCUAGACCCGGAGUACUACAGAACAAACUGGCUAAGCGAGAAAAGUGACGUGUACAGCUUCGGGGUAGUGCUGCUAGAGAUAGUCACAAACCAGCCUGUGAUAGAUAAAACCCGAGAGAGACCACACAUCAAUGAGUGGGUUGGGUUCAUGCUCACCAAAGGAGACAUCAGGAGCAUCGUUGACCCGAAACUGAUGGGGGACUAUGAUACAAACGGUGCGUGGAAGAUUGUUGAGCUGGCUCUGGCUUGUGUGAACCCGUCUUCGAACCGGAGACCAACUAUGGCUCACGUUGUGAUGGAGCUAAAUGAGUGUGUGGCCUUGGAAAUUUCAAGGAGACAAGGUGGUGAAGAGAUGUACUCAAUGGCUUCAGUUGACCAUAGUCUCUCUUCUGCUUCAGAGUUUGCCCCUGGAGCCAGAUAA
Molecule: messenger RNA, 2655 nt
Organism: Eutrema salsugineum
Lineage: Eukaryota; Viridiplantae; Streptophyta; Magnoliopsida; Brassicales; Brassicaceae
Product: probable LRR receptor-like serine/threonine-protein kinase At1g51860
Exons: 13
Coding region: 1-2655 (884 amino acids)
Biological process (GO): protein phosphorylation
Molecular function (GO): protein kinase activity; ATP binding; protein binding
Source: RefSeq, a predicted model, not a curated record